Molecule: messenger RNA, 1197 nt
Organism: Pelagomonas calceolata
Lineage: Eukaryota; Pelagophyceae; Pelagomonadales; Pelagomonadaceae
Source: the annotation of a GenBank genome assembly
AAACGCAAGAUGAUCCUCACAAAUUGCGCCGCCUGCGCCGCCCCACUGGCCCACAACGCGCCGCGUUGCGUUAGAUGUAAAUUGAGGUACUGCAACGCCACUUGCCAACAUGACCACUGGCGCCGCGGCCACAAGCAGAUGUGCAAGAAAAUACACCGCGGCGGCAACGCGGAGCAAUAUCACGCCGACAAAAAAUACAAGGAGGCCGUCGCGGUCGCGGUCGAGGCGUGCGCCGACGACACGAAGGGCCAGACGUGCUACAUCUGCACGGAGGCCGUCCACUCGCGCACGGGAGAAGGCCUCGUGCGCGGAUGCGCGUGUGGAGAUCGCGACGGCGUCGCUUCCGGAACGACGGGCAUCGCGCACGUGUCGUGUCUGGCGGAGCAGGCGAAGAUUUCGGUCGCGGAGGCCGAACUGAAUAAUUUGGACUGGGAUGCAUUUAAUAGGAGGUGGAGGUGGUGGUCUGACUGUAGCUUGUGCGAGCAAAGGUACCACGGGUAUGUGGCGUGCGCGCUCGGGUGGGCGUGCUGGAAGACGUACGUCGGGCGGCCGGAGACGGACCAGCUUCGGAGCGCCGCGAUGACGCAGCUUGCGAACGGUUUAGCCGCGGUAGACCUGCACACGGACGCGUUGGCCGUGGAAGAGGCCGUGUUGUCUCUGGAGCGGCGCUGUGGCGGAUCAGAACCUAGCAUUCUCUCCGUGCAGAGUAAUCUUGCGGUCACGUAUCGACGGCUUGGGCGACUUGAAGAGGCACAUCGGACAGAGCGAGACGUAUACUCUGGCUGGGUGAGGCUCCAUGGAGAAGACCAUGAACUAACCCUCCAAGCAGCUGGCAACUACGCGACGUCCCUUUCUGAGCUACAGCGCUUCGAAGAAGCCAGGUCAUUGAUGCGCAAAUCGAUCCCUGUGGCGCGGCGUGCUCUCGGAGAGAGUAAUGAAAUCACGCUGAAGAUGAGGUGGACUUACGCGGAUACGCUCCACGAGGACCCCGGCGCGACGCUCGACGAACUCCGCGAGGCCGUGACGACGCUCGAGGACACGGCAUCGACCGCACGGCGUGUGCUCGGUGGCGCGCACCCGCUCACAGCGUCAUUUGAGGAAUCCCUGCGAGACGCGCGAGCGGCGCUCCGCGCCCGCGAGACGCCGCCGACGGAUGCCCGGGAGGAUGGGGACCUGGAUGAAGUAGAGGACGCGUAA